AUGGACAAUCUCUUCCGACGCCUGACCAGGAAGUCCUCCAAGGGCAGUGAUUCAGCUGCUGUUUCUCCCCGACCAUCAGGGCCAACGCCCUCGACGGCCUCUGCCCAAAGAGAAAUUCAAUCAAUUCAAUCAAUUCAAUCUCCCAUCGCCUGGGCCCGAAACAACAACAGAGACGCCAGCAACCCCCAUGCCAGCACCACUCCCACGCGUCGUCCAGCAGCAGCAGAACCACCGCCCCCUUACUCCCCUCGCUCAGCUUCGAAUACCAACACCACGGCCAAUGUGCCCUAUUCGCCCGCCGACCUGUCCAAUUCCAUGCAGGUCGCAGAUGACUCGCCUUACGCAUUCCUGCGCACCUUUGACACCAUCUUCCUGAUCGACGACUCCGGGUCCAUGGCAGGCCGCUCCUGGCGAGAAACAUCUGCUGCACUCGCGGCCAUCGCCCCGAUCUGCACGGCCCACGACCCGGACGGCAUCGACGUCUACUUCCUGAACCACCGCAACCCGCACACCACACCUAACGGACAAGGCGGGUAUACCAACAUCACCACCACCUCCGGGGUGCAGAGCCUGUUCCAGAACGUGCGACCACUAGGGGGCACACCCACGGGGACACGCCUCAACCAGAUCCUCAAACCCUACCUCUCGGAACUGGCCGAUUCGCUCAAUCGCCAGGCCCGCAGCGGUGACGACUCGGCCCCCACGGUGAAGCCGCUCAACAUCAUCGUCAUCACCGACGGCGUGCCCUCGGACGACGUCGAGAGCGUCAUCGUCAACGCCGCCCGCAAACUCGACGCCCUGAACGCCGAGCCCUGGCAGGUGGGUAUCCAGUUUUUCCAAGUCGGCCGCGAACCCGAGGCCCGCGACAUGCUCCGCGAACUCGACGACGCCCUGAGCGCCGAGUACCACAUCCGCGACAUGGUCGACACGGUGCCCUGGAACGGCGAGGACGACGACGAGCAAGAAGGCCUCACCGCCCAGGGCCUGUUGAAGGUGUGCUUGGGCAGCGUGGUCCGACGGUGGGAUCGGCGGACUGUUUGA
Molecule: messenger RNA, 1041 nt
Organism: Fonsecaea multimorphosa CBS 102226
Lineage: Eukaryota; Fungi; Ascomycota; Eurotiomycetes; Chaetothyriales; Herpotrichiellaceae
Exons: 1
Coding region: 1-1041 (346 amino acids)
Source: RefSeq, a predicted model, not a curated record